ACUCCAAAUUUUAAUAAAAAUUAUUUUGGGCAUUAGUUUGGUCCGUCCCCUCAUCCAAGUAAAAAAAAAUAAAAAUAGUAGAGGAGCUUCGUCUCCCUGAGCAACCCCCCAAUUCAAACACUGUAUAUAAUAUAAUAUAACGUAUUAACGUACCUACAUAAGACCUAAAUAAACACUUAAACAAGUUCAAACUCCUAUUAAAUUUUCGUCGACUUAAUGCGAUAAUUAUUUUGAAUAAUAAUAAUCAAUUGUAAAUCACUUUGUAGCAGUAUUGAUCACACAAAUGAAACUAUUUACAUUUCUAUUGUAAAGAUACCAAAGUUUAUUUAAAGAUUAGAUAAAAAUGUUUACUUUACAUACCCGGGUUCAAAAAAAAUGUGAUGCUAUAAAAGAAACAGUAGGUAUGGAAAUCAUUACAGAACAAGAUUUGCUCUGCUACGUCUCAGAAGUACCUAUGUUAACCACCAACAUACAACUAAGUCCUCAAAACAUGGAUGCUGUAGGCGACGGAUUCGCUCGUAAUUACAACAUGGUGCCGUCUACCAAAAGAUCUCCAAUACCUUCUAUGCCGAUAAAAAUGAUUGUUUUCAUUUUUCCCGUUUUAUUGUGCAUAUUCAGUUGUGUAUUGACUGUUACAUUUUCCUACAAAUGGCACAUGGACUCUAAUCAACUACUUGUAGCUACAGUUGAGGAUGCAAUUCGUGAUUUGAAUACCUUCACUGACAUAGUUAGAGAUGAACUUUUAGCUAAACACGUAAGCAAUACAUACAAAGAUCAACAUAAAUCUAAUAUUGAUGGUAACGACUACGAAGAAGUGGCAGGAGACUUUGACGAAGGAGAUCGAUUUAUGGGCAGAGACUCAAUGGACAAUAAUUGGCCAGCAAAUCAAUAUCAGGCAAAUGAAUCAAAUAAACCAAAAAACCGAGACCGGCGUAACGCAGUGAUUGAUGCAACAACAAUAGUAAAAAAUGAAUUAAACAGCUCAAAAAAUGGAACGGCUGACGUAGAAAUAAUUCAAGAAGAAAAUACAAUGAGGACCUAUAGACAAGAAAGGUCUAAAAAAAUGGGAUCUACAAUAAAAAAACGUUAUAAUGAAUCAGAUGAAAAAUCGUACGAAGAUUUUAAAGAUACUCUAGAAAAUGCUGCAGCACAUUUUACAAGCGAUUCUUCAAAAUAUAGUACCAAAAUACAUCAACAUUACAAUGGAAAUGGACGUUUGAAACACCCGGAUGGUGAUUUUAGAGACUGGACCCAACAUUGGUGGGAUAAAAAUCUUAACACCUCAAAUCAUUUCAUAAUGAAAAAUGGCCAAGUUGAAAUAAUAAAACCAGGACUUUAUUUUGUUUAUGCUCAAAUAUAUUAUUCAGAUACACAUGACAUUAAUGGAUACUAUGUUAUGAAAAAUGAUGAAAAAAUACUUGGUUGUACUUCAACUCGACAUCAAGAUACUCAAGCAUCGGAUUCGUGUUACACUGCAGGUCUAAUAUAUUUCAAUUCUAAAGAUAACUUAUCCAUAAGAGGUUUAGAUACUCAUAGAUUUAUAAUUUUGGAUCCUGUAAAAAGUUUUUUUGGGCUCUUUAGAAUAUCAUAAGAUGGUAAGAAAUAGAUAAAAAUGUUUAAAUCUAUCCUUAUUUUAAUUUGAACACAUUAAAAUGUAAAAGAACUAU
This is a messenger RNA of Acyrthosiphon pisum (pea aphid), 1667 nucleotides long. RefSeq names its product protein eiger-like. Gene Ontology annotation, cellular component: membrane. Gene Ontology annotation, molecular function: receptor ligand activity; tumor necrosis factor receptor binding. Lineage: Eukaryota; Metazoa; Arthropoda; Insecta; Hemiptera; Aphididae. Bases 344 to 1591 code for a protein of 415 amino acids. The record is from RefSeq and is a predicted model, not a curated record. Gene Ontology annotation, biological process: immune response. The transcript is spliced from 4 exons.